UUUCACUUCAGUUCUUUUGCACUUUGUUGUGUUAAGCACUGCUAUGAAUUGGGGGGGGGCAGGGAGCAGGAAUAAAAACUGGGAGGGACAAGGGGCCUUGGCAAGCCUCAUGGGUCUGAGGCUGCCAUGUUGUCCACUGCCACCAUCUUGGCCACCAGCAUCACAUACCCUCCAACAUGUUGCGUCCCAAAACCGGGGCAUGCGUCUUCCUGUCUGUGCUCCCUUCGCGAGUCACGUGACCCGUGUGAGAUCGCAGGCCCCCCCCAGAGCGCUUUUUCGGUGCGAGAUCUCAACAAAAAAUCAUGCGAUAUCACGGCACCCAAAAUGGCCGCCAUGCACUUGUGGGGAGGGGGAGGGAGAAAUGGGAUGUCCCUAUUUUUCCAGGGCACUUGUGGGGUAUGGGAUCCGGGGUUCAAGUUGGUUUGGGCCUAGUGGCAGGAAUACUGCCUGCCACACAAUACCUUUGAGUCCAAGCCAAGCCCUUUCCCAACACUGUAGGAGCUAAAUGGCAGAGACGGCAGGAUGCCUCACCAUCCUGCUUAUUUGAAGUCUAUCCACAUUUCACUUGGCUUGCUCUGCCGAAGCAGCUAUGGCUUAUCACCCUUCCAAUCUGACCUGACAGCUUUGAUUUGAAAUGAGUGGGAAUAGCCUCAUAGUUUCUGAGGGGAUGAACGGCCAGCAAUGAAGCUGUCAUACAAUGUGUACAGAGAAUGCUUUGCAAACGGGAGCUGGGCAAUCCGUGUGAAUUACUCCCAGUGUCAGGAGAUCCUCACCGAGGAGAAGAGAAGCAAGUUGCACUACCAUGUUGCUGUCAUCAUCAACUACCUUGGGCACUGCAUUUCCCUGGCAGCACUGAUAGCUGCUUUCGUCCUCUUCAUGCGCCUGAGGAGCAUCCGGUGCCUACGAAACAUUAUCCACUGGAACUUGAUCACUGCCUUCAUUUUGCGGAACGCCACGUGGUUUGUGGUCCAGCUCACCAUGAAUCCAGAAGUCCAUGAAAGCAAUGUGCCCUGGUGCCGCCUCGUCACAGCUGCCUACAACUACUUCCACGUCACCAAUUUCUUCUGGAUGUUUGGCGAGGGCUGCUACCUUCACACGGCCAUCGUCCUCACCUAUUCAACAGACAAGCUGAGGAAAUGGAUGUUCAUCUGCAUCGGCUGGUGCAUCCCUUUCCCCAUCAUCAUCGCUUGGGCCAUUGGGAAACUCUACUAUGACAACGAGAAGUGCUGGUUUGGAAAACGAGCAGGGAUUUAUACUGACUACAUCUACCAAGGUCCCAUGAUACUGGUGCUGUUGAUCAACUUCAUCUUUUUAUUCAACAUUGUCAGAAUCCUGAUGACGAAGCUUCGGGCCUCGACCACCUCAGAGACAAUACAGUACAGAAAAGCUGUGAAGGCUACCCUUGUGCUCCUUCCUUUGCUGGGCAUUACCUACAUGCUUUUCUUCGUCAACCCCGGUGAAGAUGAAAUAUCCCGGGUAGUCUUCAUCUACUUCAACUCUGUCUUGGAGUCCUUCCAGGGCUUUUUUGUCUCUGUCUUCUACUGCUUCCUGAACAGCGAGGUUCGUUCUGCAGUCCGGAAGAGAUGGCACCGGUGGCAGGACAAGCACUCCAUCCGAGCCAGAGUCGCCAGGGCCAUGUCCAUCCCCACCUCCCCAACGCGCGUCAGCUUCCAUAGCAUCAAGCAAUCGACGGCUCUCUGAGGCUGCUGCUCUGAACCGUGGGGCCAAUACCUUUUGCUGAAGUUGUGGGACAGGACAGGACAUGACUUGCCAACAGCAAAAGACAGGAUUUUUGUUGCCUCCCCCUCCGGAGUUCCGGCUCAGAAAAGUCCCCGGAGAUUGUUGCCUGCAUUCUGUUGGCUGAAGCCUCAUGUUCUAUGUGGCUAGAAUUGCAAGUCUCGGGAGGUUCUGGUGGCUCUUAAGUGACAGGAAUUCGGAGGCAACAGCCCCAACAUCCCGUUCUUCGAAGGUGUGGCUUACUUCACUUUCCCAUGCUGUCUGGAGCUCUUUGGUCAAUUCGCUAACAGAUCAGGGAAAGGGUUAUGAAAUCACACAAGUGCUGUGGAAAGAGCAGAGGGGUGGGUGGUUCACUUCCAACUAAAAAACAAACAAAACCCUCCACUGGAGUUGAUAGAUAAGCAAAACCAAAGGAAGAGGUUCUUUUUGGGAACUCCCUAGCUACAAGAUGCCGAGUUGGCCAUUGACAUAUUUUACAGGAUCUGAAUGGUUCAGGAAGGAUACAUAUGUGGCUAAUAGCCAAAAAAGAGCCAAAAGCACAGACUCUGAAUUCAGGGCUGCCGACUACCUGAUCCUGGGGAUUGAAAAGAGCAGGUGGACAUCCCCAUCACACCUGCUUGUCACCUUCCUUCGGACAUCUCUUUUAACCAUUUGUGAGAAUGCUGAGCGGGAGCCAACAUUGCCAUUCCAGUGUUCUUCCUCAUUCCAGCUGCUGCAGCAACCGCCAAAACAGGAGCUGAUGCCUUGUAAAUCCUCUGACCUCAGCAAGGCAACCAACCCAGUAUUUCCAUAGUCUGCUGAAUAGUUGUUUUGAUUUGCACCAAACUUAUGCCCAUGGGAAGCCCCCUUGAGCCCCAAAGUGGAAUGAGGGUAUUCAUGCAUUUGUUUUGAUAUCUCUGAAUAAAGACCACCACCAUCCCAGUC
This is a messenger RNA of Podarcis muralis (Common wall lizard), 2661 nucleotides long. The record is from RefSeq and is a predicted model, not a curated record. NCBI's taxonomy places the organism in Eukaryota, Metazoa, Chordata, Lepidosauria, Squamata, Lacertidae.